UUGGUCAUAAAAUUAAUUGCGCUUGACCAAAGCAUUGGAGCGCACGUGAGUUGAAGGGAGCUUAAGAAAAUAAAAGUGCAUAAAACCGCAACAAGGAUUAAGUCAAUUUGAAAUAAUAAAGCGAAGGAAAUUUGCAAUAAAGAGUGCAUCAAAAUGUACUUCAAGCGGAGCCCAAUUUUCAUUCUGUUGAUUUUGGUGCUCUUAGGCAUUUGCGCCGAGUGCGAUGCCAAAAAGUGGCGGGCACAUCUAAAGAAGAAAAGUAACUCACCCAAAAUCUCAGCUACUUUCCGCACAGUGCCGCCAAAGCGUAAGCCAAUGCCCAAACACCAUCACCCAGCGCCACAUAAACGCAACUCGAAAAUGAACUACUAUCAUCCGUUGCCUACAAGUUGGCCAACACACAACCACAUGCCAUCCACUUAUUAUAUGCCGUCACAUUAUCCACGUUGGCGCUCAUAUUACACUGCGCCAACGAAAUCGAGCGCGCUGAGGAAAAUGGAUUUAUCAGCGCCGUUUAUGUCGCUGCCUCUUGGUGGUUAUUCAACGCCAAUGCGGCGCUCAGAUGAGUUCGAUGUUAGCACCAGUGGUUUAACUGCCACCGCCCCCUUGGUGGAUAUGAGUGUCUUUAAUGCUGCUGUUGCAGAUGGUUUUUUCGAUACUGAUUUACAGCAUUCAACCACGAAUGGUGAAUUUCUACAACCCGAAAUAUCUUUAGGUGGCUGGACACCGGUGGAUUACAAAUCAUUUAUGGCUGAUGCCGAUUUUAGUCUCCUGAAUGAUCAGAUGGGUUUGAACCGACGAGCCGAUAUGGACAGUCUUAUGUUUGGCAAUCCAUUUGAAGCACAUUUGGUCUGAUGCAGUAGCUUGGAGAUUGAGUGCAUCCUUUAAAAAACUAUGGAUGCGCCAACCCAAAUAGAAGUUUAAGGAAUAUGAAUAUGUAUGUAUAAGUAAAAUAAAUUUAAAAAUUAUUUAUUA
This is a messenger RNA of Ceratitis capitata (Mediterranean fruit fly), 975 nucleotides long. RefSeq lists its product as uncharacterized. Lineage: Eukaryota; Metazoa; Arthropoda; Insecta; Diptera; Tephritidae. The record is from RefSeq and is a predicted model, not a curated record. The coding region runs from base 154 to 855 and encodes 233 amino acids. The transcript is spliced from 3 exons.